This is a messenger RNA of Brettanomyces nanus, 1731 nucleotides long. RefSeq lists its product as uncharacterized. The coding region runs from base 1 to 1731 and encodes 576 amino acids. Gene Ontology annotation, biological process: protein transport to vacuole involved in ubiquitin-dependent protein catabolic process via the multivesicular body sorting pathway; Golgi to vacuole transport; Golgi to endosome transport. The transcript has a single exon. The record is from RefSeq and is a predicted model, not a curated record. NCBI's taxonomy places the organism in Eukaryota, Fungi, Ascomycota, Pichiomycetes, Pichiales, Pichiaceae. Gene Ontology annotation, molecular function: ubiquitin binding; phosphatidylinositol binding. Gene Ontology annotation, cellular component: trans-Golgi network.
AUGUCCUCCCUCUCAUCAUUGCAGGGAAGUAGUGGUAAGCUUCUUAGGCGAAUUCAUCGUGCUUGUAGACCAUCGCUUGAUGAACCAAACAUUGCACUCAAUUUGGAGAUCUGUGACCUCAUUAAUCAAAAACAGGGAAACCUCCCACGUGAAGCCACUAUAGCCACCGUCAAGUUGAUCAACUCACGUGACCCUCAGGUAUCUGAGUUGGCGCUAACUUUGUUGGAUUAUAUCGUGAAGAAUUGCGGCUAUCCGGUCCACUUACAGAUAUCUCGAAAAGAGUUUCUCAACGAGUUGGUUAAACGAUUCCCUGAAAGACCUCCUUUUGGUUACACGCGGAUCCAGAGAUUGAUCCUAGGCACAAUUUCAGAAUGGGUCCAGACAAUUUGCAAAACUUCAAGAUAUAAGGAAGAUUUAGGAUACAUCCGUGAUAUGUACAGAUUGUUGAGAAGUAAGGGAUACGAUUUCCCGUCUGUUAAAUCCGAGGAUGCUGCCGUUUUGAAUCCAAGUGACAACUUGAAGUCCAUUGAGGAAUUACGGGACGAAGAGCAUGUUGCACAAAGUGCUAAAUUACAGGAAUUAAUUCGUCGUGGUAGACCACAGGACUUGAAAGAGGCCAAUGACCUUAUGAAGAUCAUGUCUGGAUUCAAAGAAGAUGAAAGUUAUGAGCAGACAAGACAGCAGGUCCACGAGGAGUUGGAUAAGGUCGGCCGAAAGGCAGAUUUAUUGGACGAGAUUUUGACCAAUGCUACCAAUGUUGGCUCAUUAGAUACCUCUGACGGCACUGUUCAAGAGCUCAUUUCGGCCAUAAAGGUUGCGCAACCAAAGUUACAGAAGAUUAUACAAGAGGAAUCUGACGACGAUGAAAGUGUCCAGAGGUUAUUGAAACUAAACGAUAAGCUUAACAUUGUUCUCCAGAAAGUUGCUUUACUUACUAAAGGUGACGCUACUGCUGCUGCCCAAAUUAAGGUUCCCGGUGGCGCACCAACUAUGAAUUUGAUCGAUUUUGACGACGAUGACGUCGACGAUAAUUCUCCUGUGUCAAACUAUCCUUCAGGUGUUUCCGCUGCUGCUAUAUCUUCUUCUGGUAUGGCUGCCUCUACUGGUGAUGCUAUAGCUGAUCUUUUGAGUGAUUUGGGAGGUCUUACAUUUGACUCCAACCAUAAUCCUCAAUCCACAACUCUUGGCGGCGGAGCCAUCAACCUUUUAGGUACCCCAGAACCUGAGAAAAAGGCUACUAAAAGUGCCGCUGCCACUAAUUACUUGUUGGCUGGCUUUGGAGCUCCUGCAACUUCUGCUGCUGCGGCUGCUUCUGUUGUAUCUCCUACUUCUGCGACAGCUCAAUUCGAUCCAUUUCAGUUCAACCUUUCUUCCAAACCAUCCUCUUCACUCCUCAACCAAUCUGAAAACUUGAAAAUAACAUAUACUGUUAACUCUAAGCAGGCUUCAUCUGUUGAUCUGACAUUCCAUUUCAGUAAUCUUACUAUCACGAAGCAGAUUACCCAAUUACAGUUUUCUCUGGCGGUCACAAAGCAGUUUGAUUUGAACCUGAAGUCUCCAUCCACCUUGAGUUUAAGCGCAGGCGUUACUGAUGGAAUUUCACAAGCUGCUACCAUCAGCCAAAAGGAACAUAAGCCCUUUGACAACCUUAAACUAAAGUUUAAAUGCUCUUACCAGCUUGCCGGCAUCCCGAUAGAGGAGCAAGGUGUGAUGUCUGUCUCUCUAAAAUGA